CAGGAGAUCGUGUGGAAUAAUGUGGUCAAGAAAGGUCUCGAUACGGAUACAGUUGUCUUGGUCAUCCUGGGGAGCCCAGGGGCCCCCGGCGGAAGAUGUGCCCCGCUUACUCUUCAACCCCCGGGGGAGAUCAGCUUGCAGCCGGCGACAGCGGAAAGAAAUGGCGCUUCAAUUUUUCCGCAGGGCCAGACACUGGGUCGCGCGAUUUCUCACAAGCUUGAUUUUCGUAUGAUAAAGCCUACACCUGAGCAAACUCCAGAAGAAGCUGCUUACUCCAAUUUCUUGUGGUACACCUCGUCCAUGUUGAUGUCGGACGAGACGAAGUCACCGUCCCCUCCUCCCGCUGCCCCGCUUCCGGCGCCGGAAGAUCCUUGGGGUGCCGCAGCUAUAUACCUGGACACCAACGCCGACCAGCUGAAGAGCAUGGUGCUUCUUCACGAGGUAGCUGGGCUUGGCCACCUGAUCCAAGGUUUAUGGGGUCUUACGAGCUCCGGCACGUUAAGCACAGACACCCUCCAGGACAACGGCUCAGUCAUGAUCAACGUCGGCACUGACACGAGACGAGAGCUGGACCCAGAAACUUACUCGAACACAAACCGCCACAACAAGUUUAGAGGUGCUGUGGUCAUUCCGUCGCCGUGGCUCGGUCCGGAAGUCAAAGUUGCUGAUUCAGGUGCAGGGGUUUUUGAUGCAGGAAAACUGGAAUACCAAAAAAUGAGCCCCGCCGGCGCCAGUGGCGUGGGGCCGCAAGAUCGGCAUCAGAUGGGCGCCUUGAUUUGGGUUGCCGGUCCCAAUGCAGCGGCUGACGGGCCCGUCGAAGGCAGCAGGGACGUCGUCGGCCCCGCCGCCCGCACACUGAACGCUCACGCCGCAAAUAACUUUGACUUUUUCUGGAAAGGAGAAACCGCCGCCAUUCGUGCGGCGAUUGACGCCUCUAUCAAAGAGCAAUGGCCGACAAAAACGAAACGGAAACUUGGUUUGGGGGAAGAAGGCGAAAGCGAAAUUGUAAUUGAUUAUAAGCCGAUUAAACUUUUUAUUCCAGUGGCUGAUGCCCACGAUCGAUGGCCGUUGAAAUCAGUAAAAAAAACUAACCGGCACGGCCACCGUGUGGUACCUCUUACCGCACCGGCGAGACCGCGCGCGGAAGAGCUUCGCCUGGAUGGGUAUCCAGCGCACACCGAUCUCGAUCCCGACUUCGUCGCCAUACAAGAUGAUAAUAUCGUGUUACCCGCCUCACCGCCUGAGAUUCAAUCCGGUAGAACCUCACACAAAAAUGAUUAUGAUUGGGAUCAGUGGAUUUGGCAGGUUGCAGGCGGCCCGCAGGCGGUCAUGUACGAGAAGAUGGUCGACAGCAUUCUUGAUGAGCAGGUCCACGUCCAGGUGGUCCAGCAGGUGGAAGAUUUUACCACCACCGGUGCGAGCGACGCACAGCCAGCGGAAUACACCCUGAAGAAGAGGGACUUCUUCGAGAGUGUUUACAUCAUAGCACCGGAAGACAAAGAUAUGGAAGCGUCAGGGGGUUUGAGGUUGACAAAGUUGAAAUGAUUUGCAACGCGUGUUGAAGUGCUAGUCACGGAGUGCCUGUCUUUCUCAACAAACAAUGCUGGCAAACGAGACCGCUUGUCGUAAGUUUGAUAUAUGUUCGUUUUUAGCGAUAGGGCAGCAAAGGAGAACAACAAAAACAGCCUUCGCUCUUUGCCUCAUGAAGAAGAAUUAUGAAAAAUUGCUUGUCCUCAUUAGGGGCCACAUAGAUGAAAUACAUAGAAAUUGGGCGACCAAUUGGCACUAGCUGUUUCUUGAUGCAUCUCAAAUGAUUCCAACUUUGCCGAUUUCGAGGCUGACACUUCCAGAAAAGGUGUUCCGCUUGGGGGCGCUGGCGAACCUCUACCCGCAGCUGGCUUCUGGAAUCCUGAUGCCGAAAAAUUUGAUUUCGCGCCGGAGCCUGUGGCGCUCGUGUGGCGGGCGCGGGAUCCGAAAAAGCCCAGCACGGGGGGUGGCGGAGAUGGCGAGCAGAGCCGCAAACUAGUUCAGAUAAAGCUUAGUGUGGGCGCUGCCGCGGAUUUUUUCGAUGGGCGGCGCUUCCUGGGACGCAAAAACUUGGAUAUUCACCAUCACCCGGCCCCGGCCAUCAGUCAGCAGCAACUGGCCUCGGGCAGCGAGAGAAGGCUGGCCUACUCCUACUCCAGCACGGACGAAAGCCGAGCCAGGGCCGAACCGGAGAUGAAACUUGCGUAUGAUAGAGAGCUGCAGCGCCUUAAGAAGCAGAUCCUGAACAAGAACAGCCACGUCGUGUGCGGCGUCCCCACUCCGCAAACUUUAGAAGCGUGGGCGCCGUCGAAGGCGCUCUUCUCCUUUCUCGACUCUGAUUACACGAGAAAGAUAAUUCAGUUGGGAAGUAUGUUGCAUCGAGCUAGCAGAACGAACGACCACAAGACCACCGCUGC
Molecule: messenger RNA, 2444 nt
Organism: Amoebophrya sp. A120
Lineage: Eukaryota; Dinophyceae; Syndiniales; Amoebophryaceae
Source: the annotation of a GenBank genome assembly